This is a messenger RNA of Carassius carassius (crucian carp), 2984 nucleotides long. RefSeq names its product zinc and ring finger 3 (gene znrf3). Gene Ontology annotation, biological process: ubiquitin-dependent protein catabolic process; Wnt receptor catabolic process; negative regulation of canonical Wnt signaling pathway. Bases 338 to 2929 code for a protein of 863 amino acids. Gene Ontology annotation, molecular function: frizzled binding; ubiquitin protein ligase activity. The transcript has 8 exons. NCBI's taxonomy places the organism in Eukaryota, Metazoa, Chordata, Actinopteri, Cypriniformes, Cyprinidae. The record is from RefSeq and is a predicted model, not a curated record.
CACGUGUUCCCAGAUCAAAAGAGAUCCGCUUUGUACAGAGAGCGCGAGCAACAGCAGCGAGCGAGGCAUACAUAGGCUACGCGAGCGCACGAGCAAUGCGAUAGUCCGGGCAGCAAUGGUGAAAUAAGCCACGACAUUCUUUUCAAGGACAAACUUUUAUUUUUAAAGAUCGCUAAUUCUCACAUCGUACCAUCCAUCGCGGUUUGUUUUGUCCUUUUCUGUUGUUGUUUGUACUUGUGGGAGGACGCUCUCGCCUCUCAAAAUUUGAUUCUGAAUCAACACUUUCUUGAAGACCCUUGGAAAUUAUGUUCCGAUCGGCGCUGAUCCAACCGGCAAGAUGAUGAUUUUACCGAGGACUGGGUUCGGUCGUGGUGCUUAUUCGGUGGUCUUGGUGUUGUUUUGGGUCUUUGGAAGCGUCCUAGCCAAGGAUACUGCCUUUGUGGAAGUUGUGCUUUUUGAGUCGAGCCCAAAUGGUGAUUAUACCACUUACACGACAGGUCUGCAAGGGCGCUUCUCCAGAGCCGGAGCCACUAUCAGCGCAGAAGGCGAUAUCGUGCAAAUGCACCCUUUGGGCCUGUGUAACAAUAAUGAUGAAGAGGACUUGUACGAAUAUGGCUGGGUUGGUGUGGUCAAACUGGAGCAGCCCGAGUUGGACCCCAGCUGUCUUACAGUACUGGGCAAGGCGAAGAGAGCCGUUCAGAGAGGGGCAACAGCGGUUAUCUUUGACGUCUCUGAAAAUACAGAUGCUAUUGACCAACUGAACCAGGUUUCAGAAGACCCCUUAAAGAGGCCGGUGGUGUAUGUCAAAGGAGCCGAUGCGGUUAAACUGAUGAACAUAGUCAAUAAGCAAAAAGUUGCACGAGCCAGGAUCCAACAUCGACCGCCAAGGCCCACAGAGUAUUUUGACAUGGGAAUCUUCCUGGCGUUCUUCGUUGUGGUGUCUCUGGUCUGCCUCAUCCUCCUCAUCAAGAUAAAGCUCAAGCAAAGACGCAGCCAGAGUUCCAUGAACCGGAUGGCCAUUCAGGCCCUGGAGAAGAUGGAAACACGCAAGUUCAAGGCUAAGGUCAAGAGUCAGCGUGAGGCGAGCUGCGGAGCAUCAGAUUCAGUGAGCAGUAGUUCCACAUCAGACUGUGCCAUUUGCCUUGAGAGAUACAUGGAUGGCGAGGAGUUGAGAGUGAUCCCGUGUGCACACCGAUUCCACAAGAAAUGUGUGGACCCUUGGCUACUUCAGCACCACACUUGUCCUCACUGCAGGCACAACAUUAUUGAACAAAAGAAGGGAAACCCAGGCGCUGUUUGUCUUGAUCCAGGAAACCCAGUCCACAGCCGCCAGCAGAGGGUCGUCCUCCCUGUUCAUUAUCCAGGAAGGGUGCACAGAGCUGGACAGGUGACGGCCUACCCUACACGGACCAGCAUGGACCCCCAUGGCAACCCCAUCACUGUUCUAACAGUGGACCAGCACCCUGAGCAGGGCCUCUAUCCUCCACAAUCCUCCUUUAUACGGGGUUACCCUGCCCUGCACUUGGAACACACACUAAACCCGCACCAUUGUGGCCUGGAGCAUCGUGCCCCUGCUUACCCACAAACCCAUUCUUUCAAACGGCCCAAAUUCCAUGGACGCAAUUUUUCUCGUGCUGCCUGCUUUUCCCAAUACGAAACCAUGUACCAGCACUACUAUUUUCAGGGCUUGACCUUUCCACAACCUGAAGGUCAGCAAGGUAAUGGACUCCACAAAGGUCACAAUCGACCCUUCCAGCCAGGACUUUUGUAUCCUACUGUGGUGCACAUGGCACCAGCUUCCUCUUCCCGCCUGGGUGACUCCGGAAGCACCUCGGGACUUAGUUGCUACCAUGGGCACCGCUCCGUGUGUAGUGGUUACCUUGCGGACUGUCCUGGAAGUGACAGCAGCAGCAGCUCUGGUCAGUGCCACUGCUCCUCAAGCGACUCCAUGUUGGAUUGUACAGAAGUCAGCAACCAGGGAGUGUAUGGGAGCUGCUCGACAUUCCGGAGUUCACUAAGCAGUGAUUACGAUCCCUAUGUGUACCGCAGUAAGAGUCCGUGUCGGGGAUCAGCCGGGGAGGCCGGGACAGUGUUUGCCGCCACCGCUCAAGCUGACGACACUUCAGCCCCAGUAUCAGGGAUGAUGGACUGCCUACAACCACAGCUUGGAGCGUGUUACAGUUCUGGGGACCAGUUGUCUAACUGCAGCCUGGAGCCCAACUGUAGUAGCCACUCUUCGGUGGAAACCAGGGAACUCACUAGCACUACCUCAGCUGGGCCCCUAGAGGGCACUGUGGCUGAAAAGAGCCACAGCUCUGUGAAGCCUUGUGGAGAGCAAGGGCUAGCUUGUAACUGUUUUGAGGUCCCCAACUUAGAACAUAACGGUAAGGAAGGAGACGACAGGGGACACUGCAGGUGGGCCACAGAAUCUCAAGCGGUCGCUUCCCCACAGAACUUUUAUAGUGUUAGCUCUGAGCAGCUACAGUCUCCAGAUCAUGUUAGCUAUGAUGGACUGCCAUGCUGCUUCUACACAGAGAUGACUGUACACCAGGGAAGUGCUAGUCACUAUGCUGAAGAUUGUUCAGUUAACAUACAGUAUGCCCAGACAGACAGUGAUGGCUGCAUGGGACAGGGUUGCUGUGAGCUAGCGCAGCGGAUACCCAUAAUUCCCGAGGAUACAGACUAUGAAGUAGGCUUGGGUUUGGAACCACAAACAAGUUUGCUCCCUCCCAGACUUACCGCAGAGAGAGAGGAGAGAACUUCUGAGGAGACUUAUGACUUGUUUUUCACCUCAGGACAAUAUAGAGGUCAAGUUUAUCAGCAGCCUCACAAUGAAGAGGCGAGAGCACUGUUUCCCUCGCAGUGUAGCGGCGUGUCUGAAACACAAGGGGGUGGCAAAGCAUCAUUUGAUGGAUCGGGGCUCUGCUAGGAAGCCCCAACACAGCACAAGCUCUUGAAAAUCAAUAAAUGUUAACAGUUUUUAA